Papilio polytes (common Mormon) is the source of this 1564-nucleotide messenger RNA. Its product is annotated as desumoylating isopeptidase 2. Gene Ontology annotation, biological process: protein deubiquitination. The coding region runs from base 229 to 948 and encodes 239 amino acids. NCBI's taxonomy places the organism in Eukaryota, Metazoa, Arthropoda, Insecta, Lepidoptera, Papilionidae. The record is from RefSeq and is a predicted model, not a curated record. Gene Ontology annotation, molecular function: deubiquitinase activity. The transcript is spliced from 9 exons.
UAUGUCAGCACUGAAGUAGCACAUUGUGUUCGUUUUGUAUUUUCGUACAUUUAUUUCUAUAUUUCAGUGAAAAACUUACAUUAUACUAAAGUUAUUACUACUGCUGUAUGAAAGAUGAAGCCGACUAUUUAACUGAGAGAUUUAAUUCUAUGGAAUUCGUCUUGAUAUUUCAAAGGCCAACAAACAGUAGACGAAACUACAGUCCCAAGUUCAGAAGUAUGCAUAGAAAUGAGGAAAUGUGAAUGCCGUAAUCGUACAGACGGGGGAGGCUCGGGGGGCUGUCCCGGAGAUGACCGGGACCCUCUGAUAAACUCCCCUAUUAUCUUGCAGGAGGAAUCCCACGAAAAUCCUAACCUUUCGUGCGGCAUCUGCACGAUGUUCCCGUCGUGUAUGUCGCUACUGCCGCGUCGCAGCGAGCCGCGCCCGCCGCGCCCCGGACAGGCGCCCGUCCUCCUCAACGUAUACGACAUGUACUGGACCAAUUGGUAUACGGCGGGCGCGGGCGUAGGUGUGUUCCACAGUGGGGUACAAGUGCACGGCUCGGAGUGGGCGUACGGGGGACACCCGUACGCGUUCACGGGCGUUUUCGAGAUAACGCCGCGGGACGAAAGGGAACUGGGGGAACAGUUCAGGUUCAGACAGAGCGUGCACAUCGGUUACACGGACUUCACCGAGGAAGAGGUGCGGCGACUGGUCAUGGAGCUUGGCAAACAGUUCCGCGGUGAUAGGUAUCAUCUUAUGAACAAUAAUUGCAACCAUUUUACGUCCGCCUUCUGUUUGGCGUUGUGUGACCGCGACAUCCCCGCGUGGGUGAACCGCCUCGCCUACGUCAGCUCCUGUGUGCCAUUCCUGCAGAGGUGUCUGCCCAAAGAGUGGCUGACGCCGGCGGCGCUGCAGCACUCGCUGGCGGCGCACUCGCGCUCCUCCUCGCCCAACACGCCGCAAUAGCACCCAGCGUGGCGGGCGCGGCGGGCGCGGCGCCGCAAGUGUUGUGCGUAAACUGACAAUUGUUCUGGCGCAUUGUCCAAUUAUUGCUGUGUGACUACUCGUGAUUGAUCAUGAUCACCUCUUUGCUGUACAACAAAAUGGCGGUUUUAGCAAUAAAUUUUACUAUUUAGGGAUUUCCUUGGUAAAAUUUGUAGAAUUUCUUUCUUGGUUUAAAAUUCAUAUUAAAUUAAAGCAAUUCUAUCGACAAUUAAAUCUUUUGUCAACCGCCAUUUUUGUUCCUAUCAGCAAAGAGGUUAUGUAUUUUUUAAUAUGUAAUUAUAAUUAAGUCUUUGAACGAAAUACAUUUGUGUAAGUUUGUUGAGUAAUUCUACCUAAUAUUGAGUGCCUUGGAGUGAAAGGGAUGUCUAGAUGUUAAUAUGUGUGUCCCUUUCCUCUGCAAACAUGGCCGCCACCGACUCUUGCUUCACUUACCCUGUUUUGUAAUUUAUAACCUAUGUUUUCCUAGAUACUUUUUGACUUUCCUAGACAUGUGUCAAAUCUGACAAUUUAUUUUUUUUAUCUGCUUUUUAAAGAAAAAACAAUUUUAGAGGGAUAUAAUAAAUUUUAAAUGCUUGUA